GCGGCCCCGCGCAGAGCCUGGCCAUCUCCGUCGUGCCGGCCAAGGCGCCCAUCGCGAUGGUGACGGCACACCUGAACGGCGGGCUGGGCGGCGGCGGCGGCGAGCCCCCGCAGAGCGCGCCCAUCAACCUGCAGACCACGGCCGCCCGCCGCCCGCCCGAGCUCGGCACCCGCGCCCAGUCUUUGGGAACUAUCACUGCAGUGCCCAUUAAGGUUCCUCAGGUCAGCUCCUUGCAGAGGUUGGCAGGACAAGGACCAGCAGUGCUACCUCAGGUUAGGCCAAAGACCCUGAUUCCAGACAGCCUCCCUAUUUCCCCAUGCAGAGACCAACCAUCCAAGCAGCCUCCAACCUUCCAAAAGGCAACUGUUGUCAGUAUCAAAAACCCCAGCCCUGCCCUCCCCACUGCCAACAACACCGUCAGCCAUGUAGAGACGCCUAACAGCCAGGCACAGAGUGUCACCGAUCCUACCCCUCUCUCAUCGCCCCUGAGCAGUGCCGGUGUGGCCUACGCCAUCAUCUCCACUUCCCCCAGCAAUGCAGCCCCUAUCAGCACCAGCGCUACUGUCUCUGUGGUCAACGACAGCAUCAAAGUGCAGCCGCUCCUCAUUAGUGCCGACAGCAAGGUUAUCAUUAUUCAACCUCAAGUCCAAACCCAGACAGAAAGUAAAGUGGAGACAAAGAAACCUCCUGAAGAGUCAGCUCAGGGAUCCCCUGCUACCAAAAAGAAAAAGGAGGAAAACCCCGAGAAAAUUGCCUUCAUGGUAGCAUUAGGACUGGUUACAACAGAACAUUUGGAAGAAAUCCAGAGCAAACGUCAAGAAAGGAAGAGAAGAAGCACAGCAAAUCCAGCCUACAGUGGACUCUUGGAAACAGAGCGGAAACGUCUUGCAUCGAAUUAUUUGAAUAACCCUUUGUUCCUUUCAACAAGAGCAAAUGAGGAUCCAUUCUGGAAGAAUGAGAUCCACCAUGAUGAAUACUGCACUGCUUGCAAGCGUGGCAUUAACUUGCAGCCCUGUGGCACAUGUCCCAGGGCGUAUCACCUCAACUGCUUGGACCCACCCCUCAAAACUGCCCCCAAGGGGGUCUGGGUCUGUCCAAAGUGCCAACAGAAGGUGUUAAAGAAAGACGACAAUGUGCCGUGGACUGGAACUUUGGCUAUUGUUCACUCCUAUGUCACUCACAAAACAGUCAAAGAAGAAGAGAAACGAAAGUUAUUAAAGAGAAGCAGCGAGCUGAAGAGUGAGCAUAGACAGUUAGAAGAAAAAGAUCGACUUCUCAACAGUGCAGUGAAGAAAUGCUUAGAGCUAAAAAGCAGCCUGUUAGCCCAGCAGAAGGGGACUCAGUCAUCACUGGAACGUCUCCGAACCCUCAUUAGACUGAUACAAAAUGAGCAGAUGAUUCAGGUUACCAUGACGACCACCACCACCUCGUCCCUUCUCACCAUGCCCUGGAUCAAGCCUUCCUCGGCCUCCGCUGCCAUGCACCAGGCCUUGCAGCACUCGCAGGGCCACAACUGACCGGGCCGCAAUGGGACAGCCACGGAAGGGGGACAGACUUUGCACCCAGGCACGAGGAGAGAGGGGACAGAUGCAGAAGAGAGAAGGAGCGGUCUCGGGGUUUGUACACACUGGAACUUGCAGGCCCAUUUGUCCCACUUGUAGUCGCUGUGGCGGCAGCUUCCCAGGGAGCGCAGCGCAGUGCAGUGUUGUUUGCCGAGACCUUCAGUGCUUAUGAGAUUUUUUUUGUUAUGUUGGCCUUAAUGUACUUAUGGCAGGAUGAGCAGGAAGAGUUAUGGCCGAUAGAAAGGAAGUGGAAUAUCCUUUUAGUGGGGAGCAGGCAGUUUUGCAGUUCUGCUUUAAGGGGGGAAAUUAAAAUGCAAAGAGUUAGUGAGCUAGUGGGUACGUAGUUGGGCUGAGAGCUGUUUGUGGGAGGGAAACCGGUGACAUCAAAGGAAACUGAGCUACUUAGGACCUGACAUGGAUUCUUUAUUAGUGGAACAAGGUCGGCCCUAUUGACUUGGGCGAGCUGAAGCUGGGGCUGCUUUGACCAGAAUGGACACUCACAGAGCCUUCGAAACAAAAGAUCCUUUUUUUCAGUAUUAUUAAAGUUGAGAAUUGCAGAUAUUUAAAUAAAGAAACUGUAUGAAGUUAGCAUUUCUAGUAAAAUAUUGAAGUAUUUUCAUGCUGAUGCUUCUGUAUAUGCGUUCUGAAGUAUUUAAAGUAUGACUGUAAAACUCCUUACUUUUUUGCAGGUCCUUUUUACUUAUUUUGCUAUUGGUGUAUUUUUCUCAUGGAGUUUUUGUGCAAGAUUUAGCAUAAACCAUAAUAGUGGAUAUCUUUGGCAGAUUGGGUUUCAUUUUUUAAAGAGAUUAUUUUGGGGUUUUUCUUUUUUUGUUAGUAUUUGAUUUUUUUUUUUAAGAAAAAAGCAAAUAAAUAUUCUGCUUUUUGUUUCUUACCAGUACAGAGAAAAUGCCAAAAAGAUAACUUCACAUUUUUGUACUGCGUUUUUAUUGUUAAAAAUAUGUACUUUUUUUAAUUUUUAUUAUUUUCUUUUUGCUUGCAGAACUAUCUGCCAAAAUGGUACAGGAAAAAAAACUGCCUCAUGGGGUUGUUUCUCGUCCUGAGUAAUAUCAAGAGCUUUCGGGGAGGGAUGGGCUGUGGCAAAUUAUAAGAGUUUGUUGGUUGAUUUUUUUUCCUCAUUUUUUGGAAACUUGACUCCUAUUUAAGGUUCUGUUGGCUCUUAGCACACUGGGAAGUGCGUGGCUUUGGCCUGAGCAAGCCCUCGCACGCCUGCUGUUUCACCUGUAGUCUUCCUGACCCCACGGGUCCACCCGUCUUCCCCAGCCUCGUGCUGGACGGGGAGUGAGACGGGCACCCGGUUGUCUCAGCAUCACCCCCACCAGCUGCCAUCGCCUCUGUUGCUUAGGAGUUCUUCAUCAAUUAGCACAGCAGGUACUUGAGGAAAGCAAGAAGCCACCAGAGCACGGCACAAGGCUAGUCUCUCACAUCAGCAUAUCACAUGGUGCCGCAUAUCUUUUUUAUUUUUAGAAAAACAAAAAAAACCCACAGACGAGGGACUGGCUUUUUCCAUCGCCCAUCAGUAGGCAGCACAUGGUCCCUUCAACCAUUUUCACAACUCCGGGAGAAACUGUGCAGUACUAUACAAAUCUAUUUUAAUACACAACACUCGGUUGAACAAGAUUUUUAUAUUCUUUUAUUGAUGAACAAAGUGAACUAAGUAAAACACAAUUGUUAUACAUUGGUUAUUGUAUGCCUAUUAUGCAUUCUAAUGUGGCUUGCAAUGUAAAUGUUUUCAGGUUUAAUGAUUUUUUUUCCUUCUCAGACAAAUUAAAAAAAUGAGAAGUGUGAAAGGUUGAGUAUGCGAAGAAUUUCUGAAGAAGCGUCUUGGACUGUUAAAAGUAGUUAUUUUGAAAAGGGGACUGUCCAGUGGAUAGUGUGCAUAGAAAAAAAGUGUUUGUCUUAAAUAUGCCAAUGUAGUUUUACUUCUUUAUGAUGCAUUAAACUUGAUUGACAAUUUAAUAGUCGAUGUGCUUCAUUGUUGAUUUUCCCAUCCCUGGUGCACGUGGCAGGCAGCGCAGCACAGCCAUUGUUCCUUGCAGGUUGCUGGAAGUAGACAUGCUGCAGACCAAGGACAUGUCACAGCUCUAAUGGCAGCUUGGCAGCUUUGGGCUUAGACCUGUGCUUUCAGAGCGAAUGCUUGGAUAGGAGAAGCAAGCCCAUUCUGCCAAGCCGUUUCUAAAUCCCUGUGUAAAUACAGUAAUUGAACAAUGAAGAUUAGGUCCCUUGCAGGAGUUGUCUGGCUUCUGGCUGAUGAAAGGGGCAGCAUUUCAACAAAACAAACAAAAUUAAAGCAAGCCAAUGUUAAAAUCCCAUGAAACCCACCAUGGUGGAUAAUGCUUACAUGGAGCAGGAGGGACAGCACUGACACUUGCACCUGAUACGUAGGGUUGGGUUUUACAAUAGGAGGGUUUUUUUGCGUGGUUGUUUCACAGUGUGUUUGGCUUUUUCUCCCUACUUUUCACUUGCUGGCAGUGUGUCACAUGAAUUUCAGGCUGUACUUAGCAAGAGGGUUUGAGAAUUCCUUCUUUGCUUUGCAGCUAGGCUCCCCCCUCCCUCCUAUCUUCUGCAACCUGAAGGGCAGCCUCAUUUUCCCUAAUGUUGCUUCUGAUUCUAGAAGAAACCUCUCCCACAUCAGCAAUACCAAAUGCCAUUCAUAAUCACCAUCAUCAUCAUCAUCCUGACACCAUCUUAACCCAUAAACCCUGCACUGUGCUAUAGGACAGGAGCCAAAUACAGAGCUCUGUGUGUUGCCUUAAUAAUUAAUAUGGUGUCAAAGACUUGUAGGCUAAUGCCAGCCUUUAGUGUUUGAGAGUAAUUUAAGUUAAGGUUUUGGGGGAGUGCUGAUGGCUGCCAUGCUCCUUGCUGUGGCCCUGGACUCCAGGUUUGACAAGAAUUGGGAGCUGUGGGGUUCCCACUCUCUCCUUCUGAGUGCAAGUUAUUUCUGAAGAUACACCGCACUUCAAAGCUCCAGAGCUCUUUAUUUUAACAUGACAGACUGUUUUCUGUGCCUGGGACCUUUUCACAUGCUAUUAGUUAUCUCGUGGAGAAGCUGCUCUGCAAAUAGCUGUUGGAAUGAAACAUGUUGUUGCUGAGCUUGUCACUUUCAUAUUUGCACCUCUUCAAAUGUAAUUUUGCCCACUCUUCCCUCUCUCACUGCUGCCCCUUCCUCAGAAAUGGAAGGAAAAGGAACUCUUGGGAAGCAGCACAGAGCAGUACUAGUCCUUCCUGGAGAGCAGAAUUGUGAGCACCAGCAAUUUUAGGCCAUGCCAGGAUGUUUUCAGGCUUUGUCAUUGUAGGAGAAGCCACUGUAUACCUGGAUGCCCUAGACCCUCAAAAAUUAUGGAGCAAAGUCACAAAGCCACAUUUUUGUUAUAUUUAUGCAACAGUCAGUGUUAGCAUGUUUUGUGCCCUAGAUUUAACAGAAGUGUCAGGCCAGCUAGUGACUUGGCUUCUGUUAUUAGGCCUGCACUUGAUGAUGACAGAGCCAACUCCAUAACAGCUAUAUAGGAGUACAUUCUGCAUAGGAAUUAGUCCUACGUAGUUUAUUCUACAUAUUGACGUAUCAUUGCACGCUGGCUUCCCAGCAGUUUGAUGGCCUAUUAGUAACACUUAAACUUCUAGAAGGGUGCAUUAUAGGCUGAUGCAUACUUUUUGUUCUGUC
Numida meleagris (helmeted guineafowl) is the source of this 5241-nucleotide messenger RNA. RefSeq names its product PHD finger protein 21B (gene PHF21B). Bases 57 to 1517 code for a protein of 486 amino acids. The record is from RefSeq and is a predicted model, not a curated record. The transcript is spliced from 12 exons. Lineage: Eukaryota; Metazoa; Chordata; Aves; Galliformes; Numididae.